AGCUCGGCUUAGCAGCAGGACUCUGGCAACAGACGCUCCUGCUCCGGUCCAGCCCAGCCUGUGCACUGUGCUGCUGCUAUGGCCUCCGUGCCCACCGCCUGGUGCUCUGUUGCUCUAGCCCUGCUCCUGGCCCUACACGAAGGGAAGGGCCAGGCUGCUGCCACUCUGGAGCAGCCGGUGCUCUCACCCCAUGCCCAAGGUGCCCACCUGCGGCUCCGCCGUUGCUCCUGCAGCUCCUGGCUCGACAAGGAGUGUGUCUACUUCUGCCAUCUGGACAUCAUCUGGGUGAACACUCCUGGACAGACAGCUCCUUACGGCCUGGGAAACCCGCCAAGGCGCCGGCGCCGCUCCCUGCCAAGGCGCUGUGAGUGCUCCAGCACCAGGGACCCUGCCUGUGCUACCUUCUGCCAUCAGACACCCUGGGCUGAAGCCGGGACAGUCCCAAGCAGCCAGUCCCCUGCAGAUGUGUUCCAGACUGGAAAGACAUGGGCCAAGGAAGGAGAGCUUCUCCAGAGACUAAGGGACAUCUCUGCUGCCAAGAUCCGCUUUGCCAGGCGACAGCGGGAGGCAACAAGGGAGCCCAGGCCAGCACACUCCAGGUGGAGGAAGAGAUAGCACCACAGGCUGGAGGAACGUUGAGACGGAAGCCCGUGUGGAGGCGGGAGGAGAGAGGCCGCUCGUGGAGGCCCUCCACCUGUUUCCUGGGCCAGGGCCUAGGCCCCAGCUGGCUGGACCCACUUGCCGGGACUGGCACAGUGCUGGCCUCCCCACCCGCGAGGGAGCCUUCCUCAAGGCAGCUUGGUGCACUCACGCUGCGCAGCAAAGCCCUCGGCCCCCAGACGGCAGGGCAGUCUGCUGGCGAUGGCUGCUGGCCCACAGGCCUGCAGGAAGUGACUGAGUGGGGCCUAUGUGAACCUGGAGGCCAUAACCUGAGGAGCAUCCUGUUUGCUGGACUACAGUCCAGAAGGGACCUUGCAGUGCGGCACAUCUAUGGCAGUCCUGGAGGCUGUGUCCCAGGAGCUGGAAUCCUGACCAGCCCCAUCUGUCCUCUCUGGCUUCCCCUUCCCAGAGUCCUGGUCCCCCUCAUGCCCUUGGGACAUGCCGGUGAUAGCCUGCUCUGCUUCAUCUCUCUGUAUAUAACUUAUUUGCUCUAAGGACUUUGAGAAUCCCAAUUAUUUAUUUUAAUGUAUUUUUUUUAGAUCCUCAAUUAUUUACCCAAGAACUUGUGUUUGUAAUAAACAA
Sciurus carolinensis (gray squirrel) is the source of this 1242-nucleotide messenger RNA. RefSeq names its product endothelin 2 (gene Edn2). Gene Ontology annotation, molecular function: endothelin B receptor binding; hormone activity. NCBI's taxonomy places the organism in Eukaryota, Metazoa, Chordata, Mammalia, Rodentia, Sciuridae. The coding region runs from base 79 to 615 and encodes 178 amino acids. Gene Ontology annotation, cellular component: extracellular region. The transcript is spliced from 5 exons. The record is from RefSeq and is a predicted model, not a curated record. Gene Ontology annotation, biological process: regulation of vasoconstriction; intracellular calcium ion homeostasis; regulation of systemic arterial blood pressure by endothelin.